Molecule: messenger RNA, 3017 nt
Organism: Dreissena polymorpha
Lineage: Eukaryota; Metazoa; Mollusca; Bivalvia; Myida; Dreissenidae
Product: mushroom body large-type Kenyon cell-specific protein 1-like
Exons: 11
Coding region: 22-2337 (771 amino acids)
Biological process (GO): regulation of transcription by RNA polymerase II
Cellular component (GO): nucleus
Molecular function (GO): DNA binding
Source: RefSeq, a predicted model, not a curated record
GAACAAGGACCACAUAAAACGAUGACGUAUCGAGGUUCAAUUGUCAACAUGGUUGACUGCGGUAACUUACGAUGCUUUCAAGAAAGACGUUUAAUUAAAAAAGACUUGAUGUCAUGGAGUAAAAAGAUACCAUUGGUCGUAGGACUUGAAACAAUUGCUGAGCACGUUGGCAGCAGACGGAAAGUACGGAAGUUAUUUGAACCCUUCCACAGUCUGGAAAGUAAGACGCCCCAGGACUGGGAGCCAGAAGAAAACUGUUUCUACUGUUCGGACAGAAUACAGCUUCUGUUUGAUGCAAUAGAGAAGACAGAUUCUAAAGAAGGUGGAAAGAUUCUCAAAGACCAUCCAAGCUUACGUCAUCUGGGCGAAGUGCUUCCAUUCUUACCUCAGUUCUACACAAGCGACUUCGGGCGUGACCUCCUCACAGACAUCAAGUCUGCCAGCACAGAGCCCGAGCCAUCAUCUCCCGAGAAAGAACCUGAGCCCGAGCCCAAGGCCAACAUUGAGCUCAAAGUGCCUGCUGUGUCCUCCCCUGGACCCAGUGCGAAGUUGAAGAAGGCCAGCCCUCCAAACAGCAGGAAGUGCCACCUUGAUGAGGACCUCUCCUCCUCCAUGUCUGAGGUGAAGGGCGCGACACUGACUGGCCGUCGUGGGGGAUCUAUGUACGGUGUACCCAGAAGAACCCUCAGAACAAAGAUGUUCAAGAUGGAAACAGAUGAGAGCAGAGUGACUGCGGCCACAUUGCUAGAUGACGACUCCCACAGCAGCACAGACAUAUCCCAUAGUGCACCGGCCUCUGAGCUGGCCUUGUUCAAACACCUACCACGCUAUGGAGAGAUCCACGAUAGGCCUCUCAUGCUGACAGACCUGCUACAGCUGUCCUCACUGCAGUACCUGACCCCCAUUGCCAUGCCCUACUUCAUCACACCGGAGAUGAUAAGCAUGCACUACGGCAACAUGGAGGAGGAGACAGAGUGGGAGAGGAGGCUGCAGGCUCUCAGGCACAAGCACAACAUCAGCCAGGCAUCCAUGAACCACUACAAGGCGAAGGCAGCUGCCCACAGAUUCAAGCCCUACCAGCACGAUCUGAUCAAGAGGCUUACCCACGAGAGGCUCCAGCAGGAGAUCCGAGCUAUCAGGGCCCGCAGGCGUGACGAAUGCACGGCCAGCAAUGAGGUCCCCGCAGCCAGGCCCUCAGCCAAGUCCAGAAGUGGUAGGGUGUGCGAUGGGCGUGACCGCCACGUCUCGGACCACCACCACCACCACCAAGCACCGCCACAAGCAAAGAGAGUUAAACGCGAACUCAAGGAGAGUUCUGUUAUGAAUUCCAGCGGCCUUUUGCAGGAUGCCCUUUACAAAGCCUUAAAUACAAGCCAUCCAUUCCUGAACAGCCUGCACGAGUCUAACUCCUCGGAUUCCGAUGCGGGUAACAAAGUGCCUGAUUAUAUCUAUCAAUCGCUACCCUCAAUCGGUGAUAAGAGGGGCCCGGCCCUUUCAAAAGACAGCGACAUGGAGAGGAGGAUCUACGAAGGCCUUUUAAAAUAUGACAAUACCAGGAUUGGGGAUACCCUCAAAGACAUUAUAGUCAAAACGAUCUCAGAGAAAGUCAAGUGCAAGCUGGAAUCAACAGAUUUUGCUGGCCUUGUGGGUUCGGCGACCAAUGAAGAAAAGCAAAAAGCAAAAGAGUCAAUUUUGUCUGCAUUUUCCGUACCAGAUGUAUGUGCCUCAUCUCCCCCUAAAAGAAGCCGUCGUGAGUCCCAUCAUGGCAGCCAGGGAAAGUCUUCAUCAACAUCAGCGUCAGUUACAUCUAGCCAUAAUUCCUCAUCUGGUGGAACGCAGGCCAAGAAAACGAGACCAAAACGUGGCCAGUACCGGAAAUACAACAGCCAGCUGCUCACGGAAGCUGUGAAAGCGGUACAGAGGGGAGAGAUGAGUGUCCACAGGGCGGGCAGCUACUAUGGGGUGCCUCAUUCCACACUGGAGUACAAAGUGAAAGAGCGCCACCUAUUGAGGCAAAAGAAAAUCAAGGAGCAGCAAGAAGCAAAACAGAAACAAGAGGCAGAGGCAGCCAAGAGAAAGGAAGAUGAGGAGAACUCUAACUCUCAAGGCUCACUGGAUGAGGAGGAACUGUCACCAGACAAGAGAAUGUCCUCCAGAGAGUCGUCCAACUCUAGUCCACCCAAAUCAGGUCAAUCCACGUCCCCAUGGUUGCCAGCUAUGUCCGGGGGCUUGCCUUAUGAGAAUGCUGCCGCCCUGGGCCUGUUUGGCGUGGGUUUCGGUAUCAGCACCCCUGCAUCAGAGCUGCUAAGGAAACUGCAGCAUAAAGUGCAGAGUUGAGAGAGCGGUCCAUGCAUGUGCCGUCAUACAUGUGAAGCCAAUGAGGUGAAGUUUAUCACAUGUGUGUCUCGACUGUGUCUCAAUGUCUGUGUGAAACAUUCUCUUAUAUCAGCGCUGUUAACCAUCAUCCAAGUCAUCAUCUGAUGUUUGUGCAUCAGCAUGUGAACAGGUUUUGAUCGUCAUGAUACCUCUUCAGAAUAUGUUUAAGGUGGUUUUAACCCUUUACCACUUGGAUACAUCUUUUCACACAUGUGGUACUCCCUUAGAAAGUUAUAUUUAAUUUAAUACCUUUCCUACUACCGUAGAUUCAGUUUUUAAGGCUUCAUCUCCAAACCUUAGAUACUGAUGAGCAGCAAACAGCAUAAAACCUGAACAGACUGCGAGUUACUCAAAGGCUGUUCUGGUUUUAUGCUGUUUGCACAUAGCCAUUUUCACGUUGCUUCUGAGUGGAAAAGGGUUAAAUAAAUGAGUGUUCUAGUCAGCAAAAGCCUGUGUUUGACUUUUUGUACAAUAAACUCUAGUCAAGAUAUAAAUGGCCAUUACAUGAUGUUCUUUUUUAAUCCUAUGAUACCUUGUUAAUGUUUAUCUCAUUUGUUUUGUAUUGUGUUAUAUUACUUUUUCAUAUGUAUUUUCCAAUUAGACCAGGUCAUGUGGGGUAAUGGAUAUGGUGUCUGUCUAGC